AUGGCGGUGCCAUUGAAGCAGCCUGCUACAGGGCUCGUCUUUGCUUCAUCAAGGAGCAUCUCGAGAGGUCUUCUUCUACCUGCCAGCUAUAGAUGCUUCUCCGUGCUCAACCGACCGCCGCCGAACUACGAGGGCCAUGUUCCUCUCACGAGGACUGAACGGCUGGGCCUAACACUCGGCUCAGGGCUAAUGAGCUUUCUAGAUCCUCGAAGAGGAGAUCUCAUUGCAGCCUUCGGCGAAGCCACAGCCCAACCUUACUUCAUAUACAAGCUUCGCGAUCGCAUGCUCCUACAUCCCACUGGCCGUCGAAUCCUCCGCGACCGACCUCGCUUGACCUCUACUUCGCUUGAUAUACCACGCCUUCGAAACCUCCCGCCGAACACACUGGGCUAUGCAUACGCGGCGUGGCUCGAUCGCGAAGGGGUAUCACCAGAUACCAGAGCUCACGUACGCUACAUAGAUGACGAAGAAUGCGCAUACGUCAUGCAGCGAUACCGCGAAUGCCACGACUUUUAUCAUGCGCUAGUCGGCCUCCCCGUGUUUCGGGAAGGCGAAGUCGCGCUCAAGGCAUUCGAGUUCGCAAAUACCGGGCUGCCAAUGACUGGCCUGGCGGUCUUCAGCGCACUCACAUUGAAGAAGGCAGAAUGGCGGAGAUUCUGGGAGAUAUACGGCCCGUGGGCAUUCAGGAAUGGUGCGAAGAGUGACGACGUGAUCAAUGUGUAUUGGGAAGAAGAGCUGGAGACGGAUGUAGAUGAGCUGAGGGGGAGGCUAGGGAUCGAGAAGCCUCCGGAUCUACGGGCUAUAAGGAAGGCGGAGAGGGAGGCUCGGAAGAGGGAGAAGCAUGCCCGAGAGGCUGCCAAAGGUGCUGCUGUAUAACAUGCAUGUAAGAUACUAUGAAGAGUGAAGUCACGGCACCUCUCAAUUCGAUUUAUGCGCAUUCAGUUGACUGUAGAAUAGAUUCUCAUUUCGAUUUAAAGGUGGGUGGAAAGCUUCUUCGGCACUAAAACCACCUCGAUCCUACUCAAUGUUAGCCAGUCCGAGACCUCCCUCUCUCCUAUUCAUGCC
This is a messenger RNA of Trematosphaeria pertusa, 1065 nucleotides long. RefSeq names its product coenzyme Q biosynthesis protein-like protein Coq4. Bases 1 to 876 code for a protein of 291 amino acids. Gene Ontology annotation, cellular component: mitochondrion; mitochondrial inner membrane. The record is from RefSeq and is a predicted model, not a curated record. The transcript is spliced from 2 exons. Gene Ontology annotation, biological process: ubiquinone biosynthetic process. NCBI's taxonomy places the organism in Eukaryota, Fungi, Ascomycota, Dothideomycetes, Pleosporales, Trematosphaeriaceae.